Molecule: messenger RNA, 528 nt
Organism: Helianthus annuus (common sunflower)
Lineage: Eukaryota; Viridiplantae; Streptophyta; Magnoliopsida; Asterales; Asteraceae
Exons: 1
Coding region: 1-528 (175 amino acids)
Source: RefSeq, a predicted model, not a curated record
AUGGAUAUAGGUACGAUCUCUAAUGAUUUCCUACAUACAAUCCUAAAACCAAACUCAACAGCCUGCGAAGCUUGGACGGCGAUUGAGAACAUUUUCCAAGAUAACAUGAGCUCUCGAGCCCUUCAACUUCGCCACAAAUUUACCAACACCCGGCUUGAAGGCUUUUCUAAUAUAUUCGCAUAUUGCCAGCAAUUGAAGAUACUCGCCGAUCAACUCGCCAAUGUCGGUGCCCCGGUCGGCAACACUCAGUUGGUACUUCAAUUAAUCUCCGGACUAAAUGAACAGUAUGAAGGUAUCACAACCAUCAUUCAACAACAUGACCUGUUACCUACCUUUUAUGAAGCUCGGUCGAAGCUUAUACUGGUUGAAUCGCGAAAGGCGGAGCAAGCUCUUCAUGUCGCCAAGGAUGCCGGAACGGCGCUUAACGUUACCACUACUAAACAACUAGCAACCCAACAAGAAUCCAAUGACUAUCAGUCGGACGGUUUGUCGGAGAGAGGCCGUGGCCGGGGAAGGUCCAGAGGAUGA